UACAAAAGCCGCGCGCUGCCACCUCCACACAUUCCUCUCCGCCCCCCUCCUCCCUUUUCCACCACCUCGCAGGGAGCCGAAGCAAUCCAAUCGGAGCAAGCAGGCAGCUCAUCCAACUCUCAGGCAGCCAUGGACGCCGCCGAGGCGAGGAGGAGCAGCAGCGCGUCCUCCUCCCCGGAGUUCGAGUUCUGGCCGCUCCACCCCAACCCCGCCGCCUCGCCCUCCUGCGCCGACGAGCUCUUUGCCGGCGGGGUACUCCUCCCGCUCCCCGUCCUCACACCGAAACCCGCAUCAAGUAACAUUGGCAGCGGCAUCAGCCAAUGCGUGCCCGUCGCGGAGCCGGAGCCGGAGCCAGGAGAGGCGUUCCUUCUCGCGACCGUCUCGCCGCCUCCGGCCUCGAUCACUUCCACAGCUCUGCCCACCGCCACCGGAGGAGGAGGAGGAGGGUCCAAGCGCUGGACCGACAUCUUUUCCAAGAAGCCGGCGCCGGGAGCCGAGGAGAAGGACCGGGACAAGGAGAGGGAGAAGCGCAAGGACGGCGCCGGGAACCGGAAACAGGGCGGGCACUCCCACUCCAACGGCGCGGGCUCCGAGCUGAACAUCAACAUCUGGCCCUUCUCGCGGAGCCGCUCGGCCGGCGGCGGGUCCGGGUCCGGGUCCGGCACGUCCAAGCCGCGGCCGCCCGCUCGGAAGGUCAGCAGCGCGCCGUGCUCGCGCAGCAACUCCCGCGGCGAGGCCGGCGCGCCCCCGCUCCGGCGGUGGGUGGCGAGCCCGGGCCGCUCCGGCGGCGGUGGCGUGGCGGUGGGCCGAUCCAGCCCGGUCUGGCAGAUCCGGCGACCGGCUGCCAAGCCUGCACCCGUCCCCACCUCCGCCCCUUCAGCCUCAGAGCCGUUCACCGACAGGCGGGCGCCGCCGCCGCGGCACAAGGAGAAACCGGCCAGCGCUGCUCGGAAGCCUGGCCUUGGCAGCGGCGUCCGCGGCUUGAACUUGAGCGUGAACUCCUGCAUCGGAUACCGGCACCAGGUCAGCUGCCGGCGCGCGGACGUCGGCGCCGCCCGCGGCGGCGGCGGGCUGUUCGGCAUCAAGGGGCUCUUCUCCAAGAAGGUGCAUUGAUGAUCAGCCAGUUCUGUGUUUUACUAGUACUUUUUGUAGACUUUCUGAGUUAUAUAAAUUGUAUGAGAUGUGUGUUAAUUACAUGUAAAAAAAUGCAUGGUUAGCCAGUAACCGGUUUUUGUAAAAAAGUUUAGCAACGCUAACCAGCACUGCUUAUGCUCGUGAGCAAUGGCCAUUGUGCAAACUGCCUUCAAAAGAUGAGAUGGAUGGAGAUCAGAUCAUUGGUGCAGAUUCUACCUGAACAAAUAUUUCUCA
Zea mays is the source of this 1368-nucleotide messenger RNA. Its product is annotated as translation initiation factor IF-2. The record is from RefSeq and is a predicted model, not a curated record. NCBI's taxonomy places the organism in Eukaryota, Viridiplantae, Streptophyta, Magnoliopsida, Poales, Poaceae. Bases 130 to 1113 code for a protein of 327 amino acids. The transcript has a single exon.